AUUUUCUGUGCGUGACAAAUUGUUAAUGAAAAGUGAAAAUCACCCAAAUAUACCAUGACAUUACAUUAUUUUUAUUGGAUUCUGAUUGCAUUGCUUAUUUACAAGUAGUCGUGGUCAUACACCAUGCAUUUGUUGUUGAGUUUAAUGUUUGUUAGUGUUUUGAGUGCUCCUGGUAGUAGUAAUAAAUCUGCAUCCGAUGAUCAUUUACUAAUUGAACAUAGUGUUACACAGGAGAGUGCUGAAAAUGCUAUUCAACACCUCAAACCAGAUCUAAGUAAAAUUAAUAACAAUUAUUUGUAUAAACAUGUAAUGUAUUUAACUAUUUUAUUAGUGAUAGGAGCCGGUUGCAAAGAGUGCACCAGAAGAGAAAUUGAAUAUUGUUUGUCAAGUGAUGUUAUUGAAGAUCAUUGUUGUUGCCAGAGAAAAUACCAUGGUAUAUUAUAUUCAGUAUUUUAUUGUUCUUACUACUUUGAAAUGUUAAUUUAUUUUACAGAAGUGUUUCCCUAUAUUGCACACACUUGCUAUGUGAGAUCCAGAAACUGUGAGCCUACUGUCCGGGAUUGUGGAGUGUUUGAUCGACUAUUGGCUUGUUGUUGUCAUCAUCACCUUGGCAUGAAAUGUGAGUAACAUAUUUCAUACAAACCAAAACAACUUAACAGCUACAACAUUUUUAUGAUACCUAUGGCAUAUAUAUUAAUUAGUUAAAAAUUAUUAAAUUUGAAUUAUCUUUUGAGAGAAAUCAUACAAGUCCAAUGAUAAUAAAUAAUAAUUAAAGAUUAAUAACCAUGCGAUAAACUUUUAAUAUUUUUGUAGGAGACAAUACAGGAAAUAUUUUAAUUUUGAUUUUAAAUUUGGUUUUAUUGUCAUUAAAUUUGUAAAUAAUUUGAAAUAAUAUUUUAAUAACUGAAGUUUUCAACAUUUAGAUUUGUAUUUAUAUAACAUGUUGAGUUAAAUAAUAUAAUUUAAUGCUUUUAAUUUGAAUGUGUAAGUGUAUGUCAUAAUAGGUUAAAUAAUAAAACCUAUACAAUUUAUUAUAGAACAUUUUAUUUUUUUUAAGGGAAAAGCCAAAUGUCUACUACCAGUCCAAUUAAUGGUCAAGGUGGAAAAAGAGAAAACUUUAUCAUCGUAAUUGGGUUGAUUAUUUUACUUUUCUAUUAAAAAAAUCUCGUAUUAUAUUUUUAAUUUCUCAUAAGAUAUUGUUUUGGGUAAUUAAGUGCUUAACUUUAGUAAACCAUAUUGUUCAGUACUUAUACUUGGUACUAAGGUACUUACCUAUGUUAAUUUCAAAUAUAUAUUAUACUAAAAUUUAACACAUUAUUGAU
Molecule: messenger RNA, 1322 nt
Organism: Cinara cedri
Lineage: Eukaryota; Metazoa; Arthropoda; Insecta; Hemiptera; Aphididae
Source: the annotation of a GenBank genome assembly